AUGUCGCAAAGGACUUACAACCAGCUGUGGGCUGAUGCCCAGUUAGAGCUGGGUCGUCUGCUGGCUGAGGAGCUGCCUGCUGAGGCCCCUCGACCUGAAAAGGACAGGGUGGUGUUCUUCCAGCGCCUGGCCAAGCUGUAUGUACGGUACCUUCAAAUCUUCAGACAGUUGGAGGAGGUCUAUGACCAGAUCGUCCACCCACAGAAGAGAAGAGUCAUCCGGGCCAUUCUUGAUGGUGUGAUGGGUAGGGUGUUAGAGCUGAAGAAUGAAAUGGUGGAAAAAGAGUUUUCAGAGUACCAUUACAUGGAUGAUGUCCUUCUUGACUUAAAGCUUUUACCUGCGGACCUUGAGAUCCCUAUCCCUCACUAUUUCAUUAGUGAUCGCAGCAAAGAGCUACAAGAGCGAAAGAUGAUGCUGACAGAAAUCCUUAAAGUGGUGGAGGUUACUGGAAGUCCAGAACCUUUAGUGUACAAGGACAUGAGUCAAGAGGAGGCCAUUAAGAUCAUUCAGGUGCUGGAGAGGGCCCGCCAAGGACGCCAGAGGGCAAAGUUGAAUGAAGAAAGCAGAAACAUGAACAGGUUGUACGGAACCAAGGACCCUGGACCAGAUCAAAUUGAGCUGGCUGUGGUCUGCAUUCAAAAGGUGUGGAGAGGCUACAUACAGAGGAAAAGGACAGAUAUUCUCAGAUCUGAAGAAAUGAUUUUCCUGGGAAUGGCAAUGGAUCCAAAAUACCAGGUGCCCUGCCCUGCAGAAAUUACUGCCCAGGCCAAUGAAGCUCUUUCACACCUAAAACAAGAGGAGUAUGAAGAAGACUACCUAAAGUCUGUAGAUGAUGUCACAAAGGAGCUAAGAGAAAUGGAGGGUCAUAACAUCACUAAAACUAUGAAAGAACAAAUCCGACAGUGGUAUAUUGAAUGUCGCGAUGCUACAGGUUCAUUUCCAGACUACCCCGACGUGGAGGAGGGAGGUUCACUGCUCAUUUUUGCAAAUAAAGACCCUCAACAGUUAAGAGAAGAAAUUGCUGCUAAAGAGGAAGAGGAUUCCAACAACAAACCAAAAGGGAAGGAGGAGAAGGACAAGGAACAGAAGAAGGAUAAAGGGAAGAGUGAUGAGGAGGAAGAAGAAGCAGGGUUGAAGAUGCUAUCUUCAGCUUUUCUGCCUGACUUGGUAGUUGGAAACAAAACAUUUGCCGAUAUUUGGCAAACCCGAAACGAGUCACAAAACUUAAGCCAGAGACAUGAGGUAGAGCUGAUCAAGGAACAGAAGAGGAAAGAUAUUGAGGCAGAGAUCCGACUACAGGUAGAUGAGGAGAUGAGACAAGAGCUGGCCGAAUGGAAACUAUCUGUGGAUAAAGACAAGGGGAGUAAAACUAAAGGGAAUGCAAAGAAAAAGAAAGGAUCUAAGAGUGGGAAGAAGAAAAAAAAGGAAAAAGAUUUGACAGCUGAUAGGACGCUUGAGUCUCUUUGUCAGGAGUUGGUGGAACAAGGCUUGUUGAAAAAGGCUGAUAAUGUUAGAAUGCAGGAUUACUUGGGUGACUAUAGCUACCUCGGGACCACCCUGAGGCAAAAUGACAUUGAGCCGAUGCCAUCACUGUCAGAUGUUCGCCAGAUCUUAUCUCUGUAUGCAGUUUUACCACUAGGCUCUCAGGUGGUACAUGAAAAAGCUCCUUUGAUAAAGGCCAUCCUACUGGCAGGACCCUCAGGUGUAGGAAAGAAGAUGUUGAUCCAUGCUAUCUGCCAUGAGACUGGUGCAAACCUGUUUGACCUGUCUCCUCUGAACACAGCAGGGAAGUACCCGGGAAAGAACGGACUCGCCAUGAUGCUCCACAUGGUGUUUAAGGUUGCAAGAUUGUUGCAACCCUCUGUAAUAUGGAUUGAAGAUGCACAAAAAAUGUUCUACAAGAAAGUUCCCAAGGAAGAGAAAGAGUUGGAUCCAAAACGCUUGAAGAAAGACUUGCCUAAGUCUCUGAAGCUGAUCAAAGGGGAGGAUCGUGUUUUAAUAAUUGGAACAACUAAAGAUCCGCAAAGUGCUGACAUCAAGUCUUUGUGUAAAAUGUACAGCAAAAUCAUCCUAAUCCCGAGACCUGACUAUGGCUCUAGAUACAUACUGUGGAGGCAACUCAUCAAAAAACAGGGAGGUGUAAUAACGAAGGCACUGGACCUCAGCUGUCUUGCAAAAAUUUCUGAUGGCUACACACCAGGUCACAUGGUCAAGGUGGUCCAGAGCAUUGUCACCAAGCGUCGCAUCGUACAGCAGGCAAACAGACCACUGACUGCUGAUGAGUUUGUUCCUCCAUUAGCGAAGAUAGAUCCUGUGUUUCAAGAGGAAGAAGAGGCCCUAAAGAACUGGUAUGCUAAGACUCCCCUUGGGAAGAAGAGGAUUAAAGCUGCCACAGGACAGGACGAAGAGGAGGCCCCAGUUAAAAAGAAAGGUGCAAAAAAGAAAGGAAAAAAAUAAGUUUCUUUGAUGUAAACUGAUGAC
Cheilinus undulatus (humphead wrasse) is the source of this 2481-nucleotide messenger RNA. RefSeq lists its product as uncharacterized. The coding region runs from base 1 to 2457 and encodes 818 amino acids. The record is from RefSeq and is a predicted model, not a curated record. Gene Ontology annotation, molecular function: ATP hydrolysis activity; ATP binding; protein binding. Lineage: Eukaryota; Metazoa; Chordata; Actinopteri; Labriformes; Labridae. The transcript has 19 exons.